AAGGUCAUCUACUUGGGCCAAGUGGGGGGUGGCAGGGAGGGGACAACUGUUGUGGAUCUGGAACAGUGCCUGCAAAAGGGGGCCUGAGGUGUGAGCACCCCUUUCCUCCACAGGGGGACUGCCACCACCCCCACAGACACCCAUGGUUCAUUGCCCACCAGCGUCCUGCCCGCCCCAGCAUUCUCCGCGGCACAGAGAAGCUGAGUGCCCCGGGGAGCCCGGCUACCAUGCCAUCUCCUCUCCCCCUCUCCUGCCUCUUCUUCCUUACCCUUGUAGGAGGCAGGACCCCCCAGAAGCCGAUCCUGGUGGAGGUAGAAGAGGGAAGCAACAUUUUGCUGCCAUGCCUCCCGGACCCCUCACGGGUCUCUUCUGAGAAGCUGGCCUGGUAUCGAGGGAAUCAGUCAACCCCCUUCUUGGAGCUGACCCUAGGGUCCCCAGGCCUGGGCCUGCAGGUGGGGCCCCUGGGAAUCUUGCUAGUCAUUAUCAACGUCUCGGACCAUAUGGGGGGCUUCUACCUGUGCCAUAAGAGCCCCCCUUUCAAGAAGGAUACCUGGCAGCCUGCCUGGACAGUGAACCUGGAGGACAGUGGGGAGCUGUUCCGCUGGAACGCUUCGGAUAUAAGGGACAUGGACUGUGGCCUGGAGAACAGGUCUUCAGGGAGCCACAGGCCCGCUUCUGGUUCCCAAAACAUUUCCUGGCUGUAUGUGUGGGCUAAAGACCAGCCUGAGGCCGUGAGGACAGGGUCUGUAUGUGCCCCACGGAGGGUCAGUCUGAAUCAGAGUCUCAUCAACCAAGCUCUCACUGUAGCCCCUGGCUCCACACUUUGGCUGUCCUGUGGGGUACCCCCUGUCCCAGUGGACAGAGGCUCCAUCUCCUGGACCCAUGUGCAUCCUUGGAGGCCUAAUGUUUCAUUACCGAGCCUAAGCCUUAGGGGAGAACACCCAGUCCGAGAGAUGUGGGUUUGGGGGCGUGUUCUGUCACUGCCUCAAGCCACAGCUUUAGAUGAAGGUACCUAUUAUUGUCUCCAUGGAAACCUGACCAUCGAGAUGCAUGUGAAGGUCAUUGCAAGGUCAGCAGUGUGGCUCUGGCUGCUGAGGACUGGUGGAUGGAUGAUCCCAGUUGUGACUAUAGUCUAUCUCAUCUUCUGUAUGGUUUCUCUGGUGGCUUUUGUCUAUUUUCGAAGAGCCCUUAUCCUGAAGAGGAAAAGAAAGCGAAUGAUGGACCCGGCCAGGAGAUUCUUCAAAGUGACCCCUCCCUCAGGAAACGGGACCCAGAAUCAGUAUGGGAACGUGCUCUCCCUUCCGACACCUACCUCCGGCUCAGCCUACUCUCAGCGUUGGGCGGCUGGCCUGGGGAGUGCCAGUGGGUCCUAUGGCAACCCGCGCAUUGAAGUCCAGGACACUGAAGCUCAGAGCCAUGAGACAGAGCUGGAAGAAGAAGGGGAGGCCUAUGAAGAGCCAGACAGUGAGGAGGGUUCCGAGUUCUAUGAGAACGACUCCAACCUUGGGCAGGACCAGCUUUCUCAGGAUGGUAGUGGUUAUGAGAACCCUGACGAUGAGCCCACGGGUCCAGGGGAGGAAGACUCCUUCUCUAACGCCGAGUCUUAUGAAAACGCCGACGAGGAGCUGGCCCAACCUGCUGGCAGGACAAUGGACUUCCUGAGCCCCCAUGGAUCUGCCUGGGACCCCAGCCAAGAAGCAUCCUCGCUUGCAGGGUCCCAGUCCUAUGAGGAUAUGAGAGGGAUACUGUAUGCAGCUCCCCAGCUCCGAUCGAUUCAGUCUGGCCCCAGCCACGAGGAAGAUGCAGACUCUUAUGAAAACAUGGAUAAAUCUGAUGAUCUAGAGCCAGCAUGGGGAGGAGAAGACCAUAUGGGGACUUGGGAUACCAGGUGACUCCCAAGUGACUAGCCCGGGCUUCCUCAGGCCCCAAGAACCACAUCCAACUCUGAAAUCUGGAGGUCCCAAGCAGAUGGUGUCGGUCACUGAAAUAACCUUGUUUAGGAUGUGUGUAUGUGGACACACACACCCUCAAAUGCAUGUACAAAGCUUCCUUCCCACCCUUUUUAUUUUCCCCAAAUAAACUCAACAAGCCACUCAA
Molecule: messenger RNA, 2097 nt
Organism: Peromyscus leucopus (white-footed mouse)
Lineage: Eukaryota; Metazoa; Chordata; Mammalia; Rodentia; Cricetidae
Gene: Cd19
Product: CD19 molecule
Exons: 15
Coding region: 228-1892 (554 amino acids)
Biological process (GO): B cell proliferation involved in immune response; B cell receptor signaling pathway; regulation of B cell activation
Cellular component (GO): external side of plasma membrane
Source: RefSeq, a predicted model, not a curated record